UCCCAAGGAGCGCAAGUGAUCGCGACCCACUUUACAGAUGAGACUUUUGCCCCAGGCAAGCAGGGAGGAGGGUGACGACGUCCUCUUUAACUCCCCAAACCACAGUCCGUUCUGGGAGGGGCAGAGGGAUCGCACCGCCCCCUGAGCGCUGAGCAAACCGAAAAUCCAUUUCCGAAAUUUGGAACCCUGCGGAGGGUCUUCGGCGAGCGGGGGAAUUUGCAGACGCUCCCUGCGCGCGGGCGCCGCACGACUUGCCCUUCACUCGGGCACUUCCAGUUGGGACCGACCGGCGCGCUAGAGGAGCCCGAGUGGCCUGCCCCGCGGCGGGAAGUAGGUGCCAUGCCUGAGCCGCCGCCGCGGGCCGCUGAGCGUGACCUCUACCGGGACACCUGGGUGCGGUACCUGGGCUAUGCCAAUGAAGUGGGCGAGGCUUUUCGCUCUCUGGUGCCUGCAGCUGUGGUGUGGCUGAGCUACGGGGUGGCCAGCUCUUAUGUGCUGGCUGAUGCUGUGGACAAGGGCAAGAAGGCAGGAGAGUCUGUACCCAUCUUGAACGUGGCAAGAGACAACCCCACCCUCAGCCCUGCAUGUGGUCUGGUCCAUCACCCCAGUCUUGUUUGUGGUAAGAGCCAGCCCUGCCCACCCCAGCCCUGCAUGUGGUCAGGUCUAUACCCCAAUUCUGUUUGUGGUAAGAAUCUCUACCCCACCCUGCAUGUAGUCUGGUUCAUACCCCAAUUCUGGUUGUGCUGAGUUCCCCCCUCCCCAGCCAGCUGUACAUGUGGUCUAGUCCAUAUCCCAAUCCUGCUUGUGCUUAGAGCCCCCCGCCCCAGCUGUACAUGUGGUCUAGUCUAUACCCCAAUCCUGCUUGUGCUAAAAGCCCCACCCCCGCCCCCAGCUGUAUAUGUGGUCUAGUCCAUACCCCAAUCCUGCUUGUGCUAAAGGCCCUCUCACCAGCCCUGCAUAUGGUCCUCAGGCCUGGCUGUAGCAGAGUCUCUUCUCAGCCUUGUGUCUAGUACGGUCCUUCCCCCGCCCUGCACGGAGUACAGUCCAGAGCCCCACACUAGUGCAGCUUGCUUUUCCCUUCCCUGGCCCAGCCUCAUGCUUCUUGCUCCAGAGUUCUCGGCCUCCAACCUAGCUGUGUUAAACGCAU
Echinops telfairi (small Madagascar hedgehog) is the source of this 1147-nucleotide messenger RNA. RefSeq names its product mitochondrial fission process 1 (gene MTFP1). The transcript is spliced from 3 exons. Gene Ontology annotation, biological process: mitochondrial fission. The record is from RefSeq and is a predicted model, not a curated record. Gene Ontology annotation, cellular component: mitochondrion. The coding region runs from base 340 to 747 and encodes 135 amino acids. Lineage: Eukaryota; Metazoa; Chordata; Mammalia; Afrosoricida; Tenrecidae.